This is a messenger RNA of Anoplopoma fimbria (sablefish), 3646 nucleotides long. RefSeq names its product transcription elongation regulator 1-like. Lineage: Eukaryota; Metazoa; Chordata; Actinopteri; Perciformes; Anoplopomatidae. The record is from RefSeq and is a predicted model, not a curated record. Gene Ontology annotation, molecular function: RNA polymerase binding; transcription coregulator activity. Gene Ontology annotation, cellular component: nucleus.
UUUUCCUGUAAUGGCGGAGCAGACAGAGAGCGAGACUAUCGGGUUCAACGACAACAGAAUGGUGCAGCAGGCAGUACGGUUCCGUGGCCCUGCUCCUGCACCUGCGCCUGCCCAGACCCCAGUGUUACGAGGACCACCGCCACUCCUUAGGCCACCGCCACCUCCUUUUGGGAUGAUGAGGGGACCCCCGCCGCGACCCCCAUUUGCACGUCCACACUUUGACCCCAACAUGCCGCCCAUUCCACCACCAGGAGGGAUGCCUCCGCCCAUUGGACCUCCCCAUCUACAGAGACCUCCGUUCCUUCCCCCUCCCAUGGGGAACCUGCCUCCUCCUCCGGGAAUGCUGUUUCCUCCUGGGAUGCCCCCCGUUCCUUCAUCUGGAGCCCCUGCACUCAACCCUACAGAGGAGAUCUGGGUAGAGAACAAGACACCAGAGGGAAAGGCAUAUUACUACAACGCCAGGACCAGAGAGUCCUCGUGGAGUAAACCGGAUGGUGUGAAGAUCAUCCAGCAGUCUGAACUCAACCCUCUUCUUGUAGCUGGGUCUGCGGGGCCGGGUCAAAGUGUAGGGGUGACUGCAACUUCAAGCUCAAGCAGUGUUAACACUACAGCCAGCACGACAGCCGCAGUCCCUAGUCAGGCCCUGUCCACAACCCCCUCCCGCACUCUCGCCUCCAGUCCAGACUCCACCUCCUCCCCCUCUGUGACCAUUGCAGCCACUAUUGUAGCAGACAUAUCCCCUGUUGCCACAGUUUCCUCAGCUGUGGCUGUUUCUCCAGUCACUGUGGUUACUGUUUCCACGGUGCCCUCACCUGUUACGGCGGUGCAGACCAUGCCGCUGCUUCCUGCAGGCCUUCCUCACAGUGUGGGUCAGCCCACUGCAGGCAUCCCUACCUUCCCUCCUGUCAUGGUGCCACCGUUCAGGGUGCCCUUGCCCGGCAUGCACAUCCCUCUACCAGGUGUAGCAAUGAUGCAGAUAGUAGGUGCCCCCUGUGUAAAGGCAGGCCCAGGCCCCAACGGCAUGCUUCCUGGCAUGGGCCCGCCUUUAGUUUCCAUGAUGCACCCACAGCUGGCUCUCUCGGCAGCUCCUGCCUCCAUGGCCGGAUCAUUGCACCUCCCUGAGUGGUCAGAGUACAAAACUGCUGAUGGGAAAAUGUACUACUACAACAACCGAACACUGGAGUCCACCUGGGAGAAACCACUGGCCCUGUUGGAGAAAGAAAGAGAAGCAGAAAGGAUCAAGGAGCGUCUGGCCCAGGAGGAAGCUGAGGCGAUGGAGAUGGAGGACGAGGAGAACAAAUCAGAAAACACUAAUAAUGUGAAAGAGGAGCCUAAAGAAGAAGAGAUGACUGAGGAGGAAAAGGCAGCUCAGAAAGCAAGACCAAUAGCCACCAACCCUAUCCCUGGCACGCCAUGGUGUGUGGUGUGGACGGGUGAUGAUCGCGUGUUCUUCUACAACCCCACAACACGGCUGUCCAUGUGGGACCGGCCCGAGGAGCUGGUUGGUCGAGCUGAUGUCGACAAGCACAUCCAGGAGCCGCCACACAAGAGAGGCCUGGAGGACAGCAAGAAGACAGGUAACAAUAAGGAGGAGCCAGAAUUAGCCAUUGCGACUGAAGAAAAUCAGGAUGAGGAACCAACCAAAGCCAAAAAGAGAAAGAAGGAGGAGGUGAAGGAGGCAGACUCUGAGAAGGAAGCAGCAAUGGAGGCAGAGCUCAGAGCUGCCAGAGAACGAGCUAUAGUGCCACUGGAGGCCCGGAUGACCCAGUUCAGAGAAAUGCUGCUGGAGAGAGGGGUGUCUGCAUUCUCGACGUGGGACAAAGAGCUUCACAAGAUUGUGUUUGACCCACGUUACCUUCUGCUCAACCCAAAAGAGAGGAAACAGGUGUUUGAUCAGUAUGUGAAGACACGAGCGGAGGAGGAGAGGAAGGAGAAGAAGAACAAGCUGAUGCAGGCCAAAGACGAGUUCAGGAGGAUGAUGGAGGAGGCAAAGUUUACACCAAGAACAACGUUUAGUGAAUUUGCAGUGAAACACGGUCGAGACCCGCGAUUUAAGACCAUAGAGAAGAUGAAGGACAGGGAGGCGAUCUUCAUGGAAUUCAUCACCGCGAUAAGGAAGAGAGAGAAAGAGGACUCCAAGUCCAGAGGAGAGAAGGUGAAGCUAGACUUCUAUGAUCUCCUGAGUGAGCAGCACAUAGAGGUAGGCCAGCGGUGGAGCAAAGUGAAAGAGAGGCUAGAGACGGACCCACGAUACAAGGCUGUGGAGAGCUCCGCACUCAGAGAAGAGCUUUUCAAACAGUACAUGGAAAAACAAGCAAAGAGCGUGGACCUCGACAAGGAGCGAGAGAUGGAGCGGCAGGCUCGUAUCGAGGCCAGUCUCAGAGAGAGGGAGCGGGAGGUGCAGAAGGCUCGAUCAGAACAGACCAAAGAGAUCGACCGAGAGAGAGAGCAGCACAAAAGGGAGGAGGCCAUCCAGCAUUUCAAAGCUCUCAUGUCGGAUAUGGUACGGUCUUCAGAUGCAACAUGGUCAGACACUCGCCGUAACCUGCGGAAAGACCAUCGCUGGGAGUCGGCGUCACUGCUGGAGAGAGAGGAGAAGGAGAAGCUGUUUAACGAACACGUAGAAGCACUGGCCAAGAAGAAGAAAGAACAUUUCAGGCAGCUACUAGAUGAGACCAGCAUGAUCACUCUCACAACCACAUGGAAGGAGGUGAAGAAGGUUAUCAAGGAAGACCCUCGCUGUAUUAAGUUCUCCUCCAGUGACAGAAAGAGACAACGGGAGUUUGAAGAUUACAUCAAAGACAAGUACAUCACAGCCAAAGCUGACUUCAGAACCUUGCUGAAGGAGACAAAGUUCAUCACAUACAGGUCGAGAAAGCUGAUCCAGGAGUCCGAGCAGCAUCUAAAGGAUGUUGAGAAGAUCCUUCAGAACGACAAGCGGUACCUCGUUCUGGAGUGUGUCCCCGAGGAGCGCAGGAAGCUCAUCAUGUUCUACAUUGAAGACCUAGACCGCCGUGGCCCUCCUCCUCCCCCCACUGCCUCUGAGCCGACCCGACGCUCUACCAAGUGAGCAAUACAUCAUCUUCUUGGCCGGUGCCCUACUCCUCCUUGCCCUCCCUUUUGGCCAGAGCAUGAUCUCCCCCAAAACUCACCCUGAACCCAGCCUUUCAGGCCCACGGCUGGCCUCGCAGUGUUAUUGCUGGGGCUCGUGUUGCUUAGAGAUGUACCAUAGAGAUGAACGGUUAUGGUCUCUGUGUUAUGUCGCAUCCCUGAAAUAGCCCUUAAUUUGAGGCAACAGCAGGGAACAGAGGUUACCUGAUCUCAAGGUGAACCUUGAGCCCUCACCUCUGACCGGCCACAUUAGAGGGAGAGGGAUAGUCAUGAGGCUGCUGCCCGAGCAGCCAUAGAGGUGUAAGAUAGCUGUUGUAAAUGAAGAUGAGUGUGUGAGAAUGCGGGUGUGUGUGUGCGUAUGUAUGUGUGUAUGUAUGUGUGUGCGUAUGUGUGUGCAUGUGUCUGAGGCGUCCUUAAGCCUUACUGCUCCACUUUGCCAGUCAUUGUUUCAGUGGCUCAGUGUGAAUGUUAGUUUAUGCUCAGUGGUUUACUCUGAUGUUGCAGCAGUUUCUCUGUUGAAUGAAAUAAAGGCAAC